Molecule: messenger RNA, 892 nt
Organism: Ylistrum balloti
Lineage: Eukaryota; Metazoa; Mollusca; Bivalvia; Pectinida; Pectinidae
Product: potassium channel subfamily K member 2-like
Exons: 5
Coding region: 1-879 (292 amino acids)
Biological process (GO): stabilization of membrane potential; potassium ion transmembrane transport
Cellular component (GO): membrane
Molecular function (GO): potassium ion leak channel activity
Source: RefSeq, a predicted model, not a curated record
AUGGAGAAACUGACGCUGUUAUUUCUUGGAUUGGCGCUUGUGGUGUACGUCCUGAUAGGGGGUGCUGUCAUGAUGGCGCUAGAAUCUUCCUACGAAUCGGACACCAAGACAACCAGUAGAUCCACAUUCACCAACUUUUUAGCAUCACAGACUUGUGUGACGUCCGCGGAACUGGAAACAUUUGUGAGGGCAGUGAUCACGGCAUACGACCAAGGUAUCAUUGCCACCAAUCAGACAGAUAGCGCCUCGCUCUGGGACUAUGGGAACUCUGUGUUUUUCGCCAUGACAGCCGUCACUACUAUUGGUUACGGUAACCAGACUCCGGCCACGGUUGGGGGUCGCGCUUUCAUUGUUGUUUUCGCCAUCAUCGGGAUACCGCUGUGUGCAUUGUUUCUGUCAGGAAUAGGGGAAAAAUUGGCGGGGCUUACAAAGUCGUUCCAGAAAAAGAAAUUUUCUAAGAACCACGAAGUCGCCGAGCACCGUCUGAAGGCAUUGCUCGUUCCUCUAACCGCUGUGCUUCUAUUGCUGUUGAUACCGGCCGCCAUUUUCUCCGCCAUUGAGGAUUGGAAUUAUGGAGAGGCUUUGUAUUACUGUGUUAUCACCUUGACUACAAUAGGAUUCGGAGAUUUUGUAAUCGGUACCCAAGAUUCCGGAUACCGGAUAGCAUAUCGUCUGCUCACGCUGAUUUGGAUAACUGUUGGACUAGCUUAUGUAGCAUCGAUCAUAUCCCAAGCUCAAACGGCGUACUCAGAAAUGACAGAAAAAGCCGAGUCAAAAAUGAACAAAAAGAACAAAGAAGAGGGUAGCAAAACGAAGGUAUCGAUCGACAGUGAUGACGCUGCAAAUGGUGAAAAAGAGCCAAAAUCAGGAACAGUUUGAAAACUAGCAUGCC